Messenger RNA from Gadus macrocephalus (Pacific cod), 828 nucleotides. RefSeq lists its product as uncharacterized. The transcript is spliced from 3 exons. Bases 212 to 775 code for a protein of 187 amino acids. Gene Ontology annotation, biological process: DNA catabolic process. Gene Ontology annotation, cellular component: cytoplasm. Lineage: Eukaryota; Metazoa; Chordata; Actinopteri; Gadiformes; Gadidae. The record is from RefSeq and is a predicted model, not a curated record. Gene Ontology annotation, molecular function: 3'-5'-DNA exonuclease activity; nucleic acid binding.
CUUUCCAAGAUAAUUGUUCUUCUCUUACGAUAUUCUCAUGAAUACUAUUGAUCCCGCCUCUGCAAACUUUACAGUGGAGCCAACACGCAGGGCGUACCCGCGACACCCCUUGAUACCUAAUAUUAUUCUAAUUCAGUUAAAAGAACAGUUGCAUUGACUUCCGCCCUCACAUUUGCCUUUUUUUUCAGGGAAUUCCUGCCCAUUUGCCGAUAUGCAGUCAGUGGUGUUCUUUGACCUGGAGACCACGGGAUUGGACACCAAGCGAUGUGAUAUCAUCCAGCUGGCGGCCAUCAGCGGAGAUGACACCUUCAACAUGUACAUGAUGCCUCAGGUCGCCAUCGACAGAGGGGCCACGGCGGUCACAGGCUUCAGGGUCCAUAAUGGCAAACUCUUCCAGAACGGUAGAGCUAUGAACACCGCCAUCUUGCACGAGGCCCUGACCUCCUUCCUUGACUUCCUGUGGUCCUUAGAGCAGCCCGUGCUGCUGGCCGCGCACAACGCCAGAUGCUUUGACAUACCUGUACUGGACAGGGCGCUAUUCAGGUGUUCCCUCGACGAGGCGUUCCAGGAGCUGGGCUCCAGAUUCUUGGACACCUUACCGCUCAGUAAGACGCUGUAUCCAUGGUUAGGCAGCCAUUCACUGCCGAAUCUGUCUGACCACUUCCUGGGAAAACGCUACAAUGCCCAUGAUGCAUUGGAGGAUGUUACAGCUCUGCAGGAGCUGUACUAUUGUUGGAAUCUCAAACCACGCUAUGUGGCUCGAUGGUCAUUCUAGCAGCCGCUAGAUCUAUUUUGCAUUGUUGUUUAAUAAACCCAGCUUAAAACCAA